Myxocyprinus asiaticus (Chinese sucker) is the source of this 1813-nucleotide messenger RNA. Its product is annotated as G-protein coupled receptor 26-like. The transcript has 3 exons. The record is from RefSeq and is a predicted model, not a curated record. Gene Ontology annotation, molecular function: G protein-coupled receptor activity. Bases 249 to 1292 code for a protein of 347 amino acids. NCBI's taxonomy places the organism in Eukaryota, Metazoa, Chordata, Actinopteri, Cypriniformes, Catostomidae. Gene Ontology annotation, biological process: adenylate cyclase-activating G protein-coupled receptor signaling pathway. Gene Ontology annotation, cellular component: membrane.
AGUGCCUAAUUUAACAGUGUGCAACUAUUAAGUGUGGACGAUUACGGGUUUAGCUUUAUUAAACUUGAGUCACUCACUCAAAGCCCUCUUCAGCACACUGGACAGCACUCCUCGACAAUGAAUGAUACUUAACGCUGUUCAUUUUGACCAAGAAUGGAAACCAGUAAAUAUGAACAGCCGAGGACCAGUAAGGGGAACACGGACAGAAACCCGCGACAAAUCAGCCGUUAUUGACUUUGGAAAGAGACAUGAACUUAUUGGAAGCAUUGCUGGAGUUACUAAUCGUCGUCAUUGCCAUUGUGUCGCUCGUGGGGAACUUGCUGGUGUUAGUAUGUUUCACCUGCAGCGCAGAAGUCCGUGCGCAGGUGCCGGGGAUCUUUAUCAUGAACCUUUCUUUCUGCAACAUCCUUAUCGCCGUUCUCAACAUGCCAUCUACCUUACUUGGGGUCGUAAGACGUCAAAAGCCGUUUGGCGACUACUUUUGCUAUACAGUGAGCUUUAUGGACACUUUUCUGACUUCCAACACAAUGCUGAGCAUGGCAGCUCUCAGUAUAGACCGCUGGAUAGCGGUGGUUUUUCCUUUAACUUAUUCAAGCAAAAUGAGACACAAAGAUGCUGUACUAAUAGUCAGCUACGCUUGGCUACACUCACUUGCAUUCUCUCUCACUGCUGUCCUGCUGUCCUGGGUCGACUAUAAUCCCGUUUACGCGUCGUGCACGAUGCACCUUGCAGAAGAGGGUGGCCGGGGUCAGUUUAUGGUGUUCACCGUGGUGUUUCACGCAGCGACUUUUGCACUCUCGUUUUUCAUCCUGUGCUUCACCUACCUGAAAGUACUACAGGUUGCUCGAUUCCAUUGCAAGAGAAUAGAUGUUAUAACGGUGCAGACACUUUUGCUCCUUGUCGACAUUCACCCAAGUGUGAAACAACGGUGUUUACUGGAGCAGAAAAAACGAAGACAGAGAGCCAUCAAGAAAAUCUGCAUAUUCAUCGGGUCAUUCAUCCUGUGCUUCGCCCCAUAUGUCAUAACACGAUUGACUGAACUGGUUCCUUCAGUAAAGAUCAACCAUUAUUGGGGGGUCGUGAGUAAGUGCCUGGUGUACAGCAAAGCUGCCUCUGACCCUUUCGUCUACUCCCUGUUACGGAAACAAUAUAAGAAGGCCCUCAUUGGAGUGUACAAUAGGAUUUUGGGACGGAACUCAUACACGCUCUCUGGUAACUGCAGCCCCUCAGGCACAAAAAAUGAAUGCUACACCCGGAGGGUUACCAAGCUUCUAAAGGAUAACUGUCACUAAAGCAGGCGAAAAAGACUGAAACCUCAGUAGUUGUUUGUGCUUAGUUAAUGCCAAAUCAAAUUGGCCAUAAUUAAUUUGAGGUGAAUUAAAACUGAAAUACUGGCCUGUUUUUCUGAGAUUGCGACUAGCACUAUAUUUGUGGGACCACAGGCUGUCUACAUUUAUGAAGAGGAUACCAAUUAAUGCAUUCAACAUGGACAAUUACAUAGCUAUUUUCCAUCUACACACACCACUGUUAUCCCUAUGACUGAAAAAGAGGAUGUCAGACUCAUACCUAAGAGAAUAAUUCCAUGAGAUUGCAAGCAUUGGCCAGAAUAAGUGAUAUUAUGAUUGACACAUAGUUUAGAGUGGGCCAACAGCUCCUACUUAAAGAAAACAAUUUAUCAUACACAUUUUCAAGCUCUUAUUCUUGUAGAUCAAGGAAAGGAAAACAGAAGUGGGAACUUUUCCAGUCACUGGAUUUUCAAGAUUCACAACAUCCUGUAAUGUGUGUUAUAAUGUACAUACUGAAAUAAAAUCAA